Hibiscus syriacus is the source of this 972-nucleotide messenger RNA. RefSeq names its product very-long-chain enoyl-CoA reductase-like. The transcript has 2 exons. Gene Ontology annotation, biological process: lipid metabolic process. Gene Ontology annotation, molecular function: oxidoreductase activity, acting on the CH-CH group of donors. The record is from RefSeq and is a predicted model, not a curated record. NCBI's taxonomy places the organism in Eukaryota, Viridiplantae, Streptophyta, Magnoliopsida, Malvales, Malvaceae. Bases 106 to 906 code for a protein of 266 amino acids.
GCACCCAUUUAUUCAAUCCGAUGCCAAAAGUUGUGGUUGCAAUUCAUCCAAAACCUUUUCUCUUAAAUCAUAAGAUUUUUCACGAUCAACCCAAAAACCAAACAAAUGGCGUUGCUGAACUUCCUUUUCCCGCCGUCUCUUUUCAUCACUGCAACGUCUCUUGCGUCUUUCACGUCACUGGCGAGUGCUGGGUUAUCAGAAUUUAGAGGAAAGAAUCUCGAGUACUCCAAGUUUUUCAACGUCGCUUCAAAAGCUUCCGAUGCAGAAAAAUCGAACAAGUUAACGCUUCCGAGUAGAAUCGCCAUGGCCACGCUUUAUACACCGGCUUUUCUUGCUGGGGUUUCUUCGUUUGCGAUUUUCCCAGAAGAGAAUCUCAGGCUUUUGUUGCUCAAAUCCGCCAUUUCCAUCCAUUUCUUCAAGAGAGUUCUCGAGUCGUGUUUUGUUCAUAAAUACAGUGGUGAAAUGGGAGUCGACACGAUGAUAACAGUACUCUCAAGCUAUUUCAUUUCCAGUGCACUCAUGAUCUUCAACCAACACUUAACGAUUACACUACCCGAACCGGCAAUUGAUUUGAAAAGCCCUGGGAUCCUCUUGUUUCUCCUGGGAAUCACCGGCAAUUUCUACCAUCAUCUUCUUCUCUCCAAACUCAGAUCCCAAGGCCCCGGCAAGGAAUACAAGAUCCCAAAGGGGGGUUUGUUUGGAGUUGUGGUUUGCCCUCACUACCUGUUUGAGGUUUUAAUUUUCUGGGGAUUUGCUUUCAUUUCCCAGACCUUGUUUUCAUUUGCAUAUGCGAUGGGCACUACUUGUUACUUGCUGGGUAGAAGUUAUGCAUCCAGGAGAUGGUACCUUUCGAAGUUUGAUGAUUUUCCCAGGAAUGUUAAGUCCAUGAUUCCAUUCUUGUUCUAGUUCUGUAGGUUGAGAUAUGUUGUUUAAAGCUAGAUUCAGUGCUCAGCCUUUGAGUAGCUAUGAAGA